Molecule: messenger RNA, 2521 nt
Organism: Misgurnus anguillicaudatus (oriental weatherfish)
Lineage: Eukaryota; Metazoa; Chordata; Actinopteri; Cypriniformes; Cobitidae
Biological process (GO): cell migration
Cellular component (GO): cell surface; membrane
Source: RefSeq, a predicted model, not a curated record
UGCUUCCAGCGAUAGAAGGUGGGGUUUCUUUUGUAAUCAACCUGAACGUGUAGUUACCAGGAAAACUGUGUUAAACUCGUUUUAAGUAGAGGUCGUUUUCCCAAACUCGACUGCUUUUUCAAAACAACAAGUUUUUAAAUCAAUUAAAAUGAAGAUAUUCUGGAAUCCAGCGCUGAUUUUAGGUCUGUUCGUGUGGAUACCUGCUGUGACGUAUUCGUAUUCUUCACAAGCACCUGAGGAUCAGGACACAUCAGGAGAUGAUGAGUCCUCAGGGUCAGAUGAUGAUGAGUCCUCAGGGUCAGGAAUGGAAAUAUACGUACCUAUCCGGUUUUCCGAUCCUGUGAUGACUAAAGAGCAGACUACGAAAGUGCCAGUUACCACAGCUUCACAAUCAACCUUGCCGACCACAACCAUUUCCUCGGUGGAUGUUGUUGUUAUCGAGAAAGAAACUACAACUGUUAGUCUUGUGGAUCCAGAAACGACAACCAUUUUGAUCGAGAAAGGCUUUGUACCUGCUGUAGCAGAGGACUACACUACAAAAGCAGUUGAUACAGAAGACAACAGACCCACAGUUUCAGUAAAGGUCAUUGAUAAAAAAACAACUGUUCCUCAUAUGGAGACUGUGCCUGUGCAGACGACAACCAUCUCCUCAGUGGAUGUUGUUGUUAUCGAGAAAGAAACUACAACUGUUAGUCUUGGGGAUCCAGAAACGACAACCAUUUUUAUCGAGAAAGGCUUUGUACCUGCUGUAGCAGAGGACUACACUACAAAAGCAGUUGAUACAGAAGACAACAGACCCACAGUUUCAGUAAAGGUCAUUGAUAAAAAAACAACUGUUCCUCAUAUGGAGACUGUGCCUGUGCAGACGACAACCAUCUCCUCAGUGGAUGUUGUUGUUAUCGAGAAAGAAACUACAACUGUUAGUCUUGGGGAUCCAGAAACGACAACCAUUUUUAUCGAGAAAGGCUUUGUACCUGCUGUAGCAGAGGACUACACUACAAAAGCAGUUGUUAAGGAAGACAACAAACCCACAGUUUCAGUAAAGGUCAUUGAUAAAAAAACAACUGUUCCUCAUAUGGAGACAGUGCCCGUGCAGACGACAAAAAAAGCUGUGGUUGUGACGCAUCCUGAAACGACUACAAUGACCACCACUGCUUUUAUGACUACAGCAAGUAGAAAUGACAAUCCCAGGUUCACAGAUACUGUUUUUACAGAAAAAACAGAAUCUGACUUUGAUUUCGAAGAUAUUAUACCUAGAAAAAUAGUGCCUGUUAAUGCACCUGGAGAAAUAGGGGCUUCAUCAGGGAAUGACAGCUUUCUGGAGAGAAAAGAAGUUCUUGCAUGUGUCAUAGCCGGUGGUGUGGUGGGUCUAAUCUUUUCUGUCAUGCUGGUCAGCCUAAUGGUUUACAGAAUGAAGAAAAAGGAUGAGGGGAGCUAUGCGUUACAAGAUAUGCCACAACCUUAUGUCUACCAAAAAGCUCCGAAACAGGAAGAAUUCUUUGCAUAAAAGACUUAAAGACACUCGUCAUGACAGAGUAGGCUGCUUUUCUUUGGUCUAUCUUUUUAAAAUGUUUUUAUACACUCAAAACACAGCAUUUAUAUAUCUUACGUGUGUGUAUGUAAUGUGUUGUGUAUGUUGUUAAUACACCUGUUAUUUUUAAAUAAUGAAUUUAUGCAGCAUUUUCAUCUACCAAACAUCUUAUUGACUUUGUGUUUAGUGUCAAAUUACUGCUGGUUUGAGGAAAUGUGAAUUUGUAAGGUUUUUGUUUUGUACUAAUCUGCUUCCAGUCGUUGAAGUUGUUUCUUUCAAUUCCUUUGAUGUUCAAGUUUUUAGGUCUUGGGAUUUUUUUGAAUUGUUUCUUUUCUAAGGUUUUUUUAAGAGCACAAGUAAGGCUGUGUAAAGAUUUUUUUAUGCUGCUAUAUAGGACAAUCGGGUAUAUUUUUGUUAAACAAAUUUCUAUUUAUUAAUCGCAGUGGAAGUUCAGUAUUACUUAAAUGUUCACAUGCCAGUCACUAUCAGAAGAAUCACAAACAUAUUGUACAGUAGCAUUGGUUGGUAUCAGCAAUGCAUGCAAAUUUACUUGGAAGUCCCAUGUUUAGCUAGUAUUUGCCCUGCUAUUAAAACCCUCUUACAGUCAGUAUGCAUGUUUACAGCAUUAAACAUUAGUUUCAAUCCCAGACUUUAAGUGAUUCGUAGUGACUGAGCACACUUCCAACAUGUACUUACUUGUACAUUACAACAAGACGAAGUUGUAAAAAUGACGUCGUUCCCUUUUGAACAUCCACUGCUAUAAACUCCAGGUUCAAAGUCCGCUAAGGAGAAACCAACUACACACUGUUGUAAACUUUCAAAAAGGACUUCCUUUUAUUCUUGUAAAUUAUUUUUUGUACUAAAAUGUAACCAUUUCAAACCAAAAUAAAAUGCAGCGGAAGCCAGUGAACUCUGGAAAGUGUACAGAAAGCAAGAUUAAACUUUAUUUUUUGUUUUAUUACAAAAAUACAAAAUAUAUAUGUAAAUGUG